Messenger RNA from Periophthalmus magnuspinnatus, 394 nucleotides. RefSeq names its product ADP-ribosylation factor GTPase-activating protein 3-like. Bases 89 to 394 code for a protein of 101 amino acids. The record is from RefSeq and is a predicted model, not a curated record. Gene Ontology annotation, molecular function: GTPase activator activity. The transcript is spliced from 5 exons. Gene Ontology annotation, biological process: COPI coating of Golgi vesicle. NCBI's taxonomy places the organism in Eukaryota, Metazoa, Chordata, Actinopteri, Gobiiformes, Gobiidae.
GUUCACCAACUGACGUGUCGCGUUCAGGUUGUUAUUGAGGAAAAUUGUGACAAAUGCUCAAAAAGGGACAUUGAAGAUAAUUGUGAACAUGUCAGAUCCUACAAAGCAAGACAUUUCUACCAUCUUCAAGAAACUUCGCUCCAUUCCGACAAAUAGGGUUUGCUUUGACUGCUCAGCUAAAAACCCCAGUUGGGCCAGCAUCACAUAUGGUGUAUUUCUAUGUAUAGACUGCUCUGGGACACAUCGGUCUCUGGGGGUGCACCUGUCAUUUAUUAGGUCAACUGAGUUGGACUCCAAUUGGUCAUGGUUUCAAUUGAGAUGUAUGCAAGUGGGAGGCAAUGCCAGUGCGGUUGCCUUUUUCAAUCAACAUGGCUGUACCUCCAGUGCUAUUUGA